Messenger RNA from Talaromyces amestolkiae, 120 nucleotides. RefSeq lists its product as uncharacterized. The record is from RefSeq and is a predicted model, not a curated record. Bases 1 to 120 code for a protein of 39 amino acids. Lineage: Eukaryota; Fungi; Ascomycota; Eurotiomycetes; Eurotiales; Trichocomaceae. The transcript is spliced from 2 exons.
AUGGAACGAGCAAAGGAACGAAGCCUAAGAGCGCGGAAUCCGGCUGUGUUGUCGGGGCCGCUGGAGUUGGAUGUCGAUGUCUAUAGAUUUGCGGAUGAUGGGGAUGAUGGCGCGAAAUGA